Linum tenue is the source of this 817-nucleotide messenger RNA. NCBI's taxonomy places the organism in Eukaryota, Viridiplantae, Streptophyta, Magnoliopsida, Malpighiales, Linaceae. The record is from the annotation of a GenBank genome assembly.
ACUCACCAAAUUUUUGGCUCACCAAAUUUUUGGCUCCAUAGUCCUAAAAUUUGCCGCUCUUACAAUUUCUUUUACCAAGCAAAAAUAAAAGAGCAGCAAGCUUUUACCUUUCUAGCGAAAUCCACUUUCUUCGUUCCCAAAAAACUCCCCGACUCGCGAAUUUGCCACUAGGUCUUCCACCCACCAACAAACGGCGUUUGCGAUGGAGAUCAAUUUCAAAGAAGGAGGUAAGAGCAAUAAGAAGACGCAUAUCAUAUGGCUUCAAGUUCCAACUCCAUGAAAUCUAGUAUCAACAAGCAUCCACUUUCCCUGUCCAGAAUCGUUCAAUUCAAUUUGACGUUGAGUUUCAUUGGUCGAUCUUCGUUUCCGCUAAUUGGAGUGAGUGGUUUCUUCCAUCGGUCGAAGGGAAGGAAGUUUGGGAAAGCUAGAGAAUUUAGUGCAGUGCAUGUGAUGCAGCAGCAGCAGGACCUCAAGAAGAUGAAGAGUAGUCGAGUCAAGUACUGCAUUAUUGUUGGAGUAGCAUAUUGGUCAUUAUAGUACUGCAAGUUGCUAGAGGCAAGAUGGAACUCUGAAACUCUAGAGUGUAGAUUCAAGAGUAGAUGGAUAUUGUAGCAGUUAGGUCUAAUUUUGAUUUUGUUUUUCUCGGUUCAAAGUUUGGUAUUGUUUUGUCUUGUUAUGUGUUGAUUUUGAUGCUUGUUGAUUGUGGUUGUGUUCAUACUUCAUUUGUUUGGUUUUUGGGCGAUGGUGUAUGUGGUUGCUUUAUGUUUGUGUUUUAAUCAAGAAUGAAUGAAAGGGAUAAGACUACAAAUUAAAAGGU